Molecule: messenger RNA, 1656 nt
Organism: Macaca mulatta (Rhesus monkey)
Lineage: Eukaryota; Metazoa; Chordata; Mammalia; Primates; Cercopithecidae
Gene: YIPF3
Product: Yip1 domain family member 3
Cellular component (GO): Golgi apparatus
Source: RefSeq, a predicted model, not a curated record
CGUCCCCAGCCUCCGGAAGUUGGUUUUGUCCAAACAUCCGGGCUUCUCUUUUUUGUGUUCCGGCCGAUCCCACCUCUCCUCGACCCGGGACGUCUCCCUCACUAAGGCCCACGUCUCGCCCACUCCUCCGCGCGCGGGGCUAGCGCGGGCUUCAGCGACGGGAGCCUUCAAGGGACAUGGCAACUACAGCGGCGCCGGCGGGCGGCGCCCGAAAUGGAGCUGGCCCGGAAUGGGGAGGGUUCGAAGAAAACAUCCAGUGGAAGAACAAAGCCCUAAACCCUGGGAUGAGCAGAGGACUUAAUGGAUGGAACAGAAAAGUCCUGCACUCUAGGAGCCAUUGUCUUCACAGGGCGGAGGCUCAGCUGUGAUUGACAUGGAGAACAUGGAUGAUACCUCAGGCUCUAGCUUCGAGGAUAUGGGUGAGCUGCAUCAGCGCCUGCGCGAGGAAGAAGUAGACGCUGAUGCAGCUGAUGCAGCUGCUGCUGAAGAAGAGGAUGGAGAGUUCCUGGGCAUGAAAGGCUUUAAGGGACAGCUGAGCCGGCAGGUGGCAGAUCAGAUGUGGCAGGCCGGGAAGAGACAAGCCUCCAGGGCCUUCAGCUUGUACGCCAACAUCGACAUCCUCAGACCGUACUUUGAUGUGGAGCCUGCUCAGGUGCGGAGCAGGCUCCUGGAGUCCAUGAUCCCUAUCAAGAUGGUCAACUUCCCCCAGAAAAUUGCAGGUGAACUCUAUGGACCUCUCAUGCUGGUCUUCACACUGGUUGCCAUCCUACUCCACGGGAUGAAGACGUCUGACACUAUUAUCCGGGAGGGCACCCUGAUGGGCACAGCCAUUGGCACCUGCUUCGGCUACUGGCUGGGAGUCUCAUCCUUCAUUUACUUCCUCGCCUACCUGUGCAACGCCCAGAUCACCAUGCUGCAGAUGUUGGCACUGCUGGGCUAUGGCCUCUUUGGGCACUGCAUUGUCCUGUUCAUCACCUAUAAUAUCCAUCUUCACGCCCUCUUCUACCUCUUCUGGCUUUUGGUGGGUGGACUGUCCACACUGCGCAUGGUAGCAGUGUUGGUGUCUCGGACCGUGGGCCCCACACAGCGGCUGCUCCUCUGUGGCACCCUGGCCGCCCUACACAUGCUCUUCCUGCUCUAUCUGCAUUUUGCCUACCACAAAGUGGUAGAGGGGAUCCUGGACACACUGGAGGGCCCCAACAUCCCGCCCAUUCAGAGGGUCCCCAGAGACAUCCCUGCCGUGCUCGCUGCUGCUCGGCUUCCCACCACCAUCCUCAACGCCACAGCCAAAGCUGUUGCGGUGACCCUGCAGUCACACUGACUCCACCUGAAAUUCUUGGCCAGUCCUCUUUCCCACAGCUGGAGAGAGGAGGAAGACUAUUAAAGGACAGUCCUGAUGACAUAUUUCUUAGAUGGGGUCUGCAGCUGCCACUGAGCUGUAGCUGCGUUAAGUACCUCCUUGAUGCCUGUUGGCACUUCUGAAGGGCACAAGGCCAAGAACUCCUGGCCAGGACUGCAAGGCUCUGCAGCCAGUGCAGAAAAUGGGCCAGCUCCUCUGAGACCCCUCACCACCUACCCCUUCCUUCCUCUUUAUCUCUCCCACACUGUCUUGCUAAAUAUAGACUUGGUAAUUAAAAUGUUGAUUGAAGUCUGGAA